Messenger RNA from Malus domestica (apple), 1326 nucleotides. RefSeq lists its product as uncharacterized. Gene Ontology annotation, molecular function: hydro-lyase activity. NCBI's taxonomy places the organism in Eukaryota, Viridiplantae, Streptophyta, Magnoliopsida, Rosales, Rosaceae. Gene Ontology annotation, biological process: fatty acid biosynthetic process. The record is from RefSeq and is a predicted model, not a curated record.
CGUUACUGUCGUCCUUCGUCUUAAAUGCUCCCCCUCCAUUCACUUUCUUAACAGAGACAGAGAGAGAGAUCACCCCUCCUAAGCAAUGUCGACCGCAGCUUCCUCCACCUCCUUCACUUGCCACUCCCCGCUCAUUCACCGCCCAAAUGCUCCAUCCCGAAUCUCUGUCGCCGUCGCGAUUCCCAGGUGUCUGCUGCCGUUGCCGCAUUUGAAAACUAAGAGGAGGAGUUCAACCACCACCCAUUGCUCCGCCGACGCUGCGAAGGAUAAAGAUUCCACCCCCAUUGAGCUCAGAUAUGAGGCUUUUCCUACCGUCAUGGACAUCAAUCAAAUUCGUGAUAUUUUGCCUCACCGGUUUCCGUUUCUGUUAGUGGAUAGAGUGAUUGAAUACAAUGCUGGAGUUUCAGCUGUUGCAAUCAAGAAUGUCACCAUCAAUGAUAAUUUCUUUCCUGGGCAUUUCCCCGAGAGGCCGAUUAUGCCUGGUGUUCUCAUGGUUGAGGCAAUGGCACAGGUUGGUGGCUUGGUUAUGCUACAACCUGAAGUGGGAGGUUCUCGUGACACUUUCUUUUUUGCCGGAAUUGACAAAGUUCGAUUCAGGAAACCAGUGAUCGCCGGUGACACAUUAGUGAUGAGAAUGACGCUUAUUAAGUUGCAGAAACGCUUUGGAAUUGCAAAGAUGGAAGGCAAGGCCUACGUUGGAGGUGAAGUCGUAUGUGAGGGAGAAUUUCUGAUGGCUACCGGUACCGGUGGUGACUGAUCUCAAUAUUUUCGGUAAUUUCAUUGCUAAAAUUGGUUUCAUGUGUUCUUCACUUGACUCAUACUAUUUUUUCUUCUCGCUUUAUUUUUUAGAAUAAUACUUGGCUAUUCAAAGAUGGGUAGGAACUCUUACUCAAAAUUCUUAAUAUUUUAAUCAUAAAGCUUUGUGCUUAUGAUCAGAACCGUUCAUAAUAUGAAUUACAUUGUAAAGAUCAUCUCUGCAAAAAAUAAAUUAAAACUAAGGUCAUUUAGUCAAUCUAUUGUAGCAAAUACAUAAACAGUUUGUAAUGUUUUUACCAAUACCGUUCAUUUGUUUUUAAACAGUAUGAUAACUAAACAACCUUAGUUUUAAUUGAUUUUUUGAGGUGACCUUUAUAGGGUGAUUUAUAAUAUGAACGGUUCUGAUUAUAAACACGAAGUUGUACAAAUUGACAACGAACAAUUUUGAGAAAUUUUGAGUAGGAGUUCUUACUCAUCUUUGAGUAGCCAAGUAUUGUUCUAUUUUUUAUCCUCUCUUGCGUGUAAACGUUUUGGCAGUUCAAAUUGUGUUUAAGAGAUUUUUAUGGUUAA